This is a messenger RNA of Capsicum annuum, 366 nucleotides long. RefSeq lists its product as uncharacterized. NCBI's taxonomy places the organism in Eukaryota, Viridiplantae, Streptophyta, Magnoliopsida, Solanales, Solanaceae. The transcript is spliced from 2 exons. The coding region runs from base 1 to 366 and encodes 121 amino acids. The record is from RefSeq and is a predicted model, not a curated record.
AUGUACGGUACAGUAUGCCGCCCACAUCAAUCUCUACCACUUUCUCUCUCUAAAUCCGCCAUCACCGCCGUCUCUCCUAUAUCUCCGUCCAACAACGGCGAACCAGCCAAAACCGUCGCUGCCACUUCUCCGCCGGCGUCCUUCACCCGUCACCCACCUGCAGGACCCGCCAGCCGCGACCAUCAACCGCCAACGUCGCUGCACAGCGACCGGCGAACUACCAGCCAACGCCGCCUCCACCGGAGAAGCGGGCAACCGCCGCCGCUAAUCCAUGCAGCCGCCAUCUCAGUCGCCGUCUCCGGUGCAAUCACUAGCCGUGAUUCAGCCUCUCUUCCCUUUCACCGGUCACAUCCUUGCCCGAAUUGA